Messenger RNA from Terrapene triunguis (Three-toed box turtle), 2452 nucleotides. Its product is annotated as E3 ubiquitin-protein ligase RNF4-like. The transcript has 3 exons. The record is from RefSeq and is a predicted model, not a curated record. NCBI's taxonomy places the organism in Eukaryota, Metazoa, Chordata, Testudines, Emydidae. The annotation marks the transcript as partial.
ACUCCAACUCAAGGUGAGCGGUGCAGCCCAUCCCAUACCUUGCCUGCGUCCCUGGAUAGCGACACAGACCUCCGUCAGCUUCAGGUGCCAUAGAUGCCCGAAGCUCUGCAGGCAGCUCAGGAGAUCCUGAUGCUCCCGGUGCCACCCACACCGGCUCCGGCGGUACCCAGGUCUCGGGGUAAACCCGCCUUGGGACCUCCGCAUACAUCCCCACCUCAGCGGCACCAUUCCCGAUCGCGAGGGACGUCCCGCCACCGCUCUCCCACCCAAAGUCGUCACACCUUAGAGCCAGAGAGGCUGGUUUAGCGGAACCCUUUUCGGUCCCCGGACCUUGGGCAUCAACAGCGGGAUUUGAGGCGUACCUCGCCAGUAGCCUGACGCAAAACCACCGAGGCACGUACCCCCCGGCAGGAGCACCUAGACCGACCCCUCGCGUUGCCAAGAGCUCGGGACUGAUCGGGGGACCGAAGCCACUGGUCAUCAGCAUGCUGUCAUCAGUCUCCGAGACGGGGAUCACCAUAUUCGGGAAGAUCCUCCCGGCAACCGACUCAUGAUAGCUCCCAGUCCCACUCAAUUGAAAUCAGAUUUUUUGAAUUAGCUCUACUUUUGGUCUGGUGCUCAGCUACUACAGUUGUGGGGAAACAAUGAAGACUCUAGAUAGCUUUUGCUGUUCACCUCUCUGACGUCAUCCCAGUUGCUUUGCUUAUCCCUCAUCUUUAAGGAGUGUAGAAGAGUGCAUCUUGUAUGCUGAAAAAGCAUCUUCUCAACUAGAUAUAGAAGUAUGGCUAUGACACACUGGGUUUCUCGGAACUACUCUCAGGAAUUUUGUAUUGAAAUUGCGUCUUGUCUAAUGAACAUUCUGGUCUGGAGAGCUUGGGUCAGUCUUUCUUGAUGGAUCAUUGAUGCUGCAAGCACAUUUUUGUUCUUUCUUUCAUCUCUUGCCACCUUUGUUUUGGCCAUUUGCAGGUCUGAUGGAAGAUAACCUAGUGGCCUGAAGAAGUAGUCAAUCUGUAGCUGGAUGAUACCCUGUAGUUACAUAUAGUUGAAUUGGCUAGGAUGUGCCAUCUGGUCCAGAUGCAACUCACCAUCAUGUCCUGCAGCAUGCCUAAAAGCACUCCUGAGCUCCUUUAUGCUCAUCAUACAGCCUUCAAGGCAGUCUGCAUCAAUUAGGGCCUUGAAGGACCAGAAUCAAGGUCGCUGGGCUUAAUCUGGUGCAGAUGAGUGUCAAUUUAGCUCAUGUCAUUUGACAGUAAUGCAACAGAUUCACUUAUUACUACAAGAACAAUAGCUGAACUGCUGCCAAGCUAUAAGGACACUUUGGGGCAGAACAACUUUGGCAGCUAAGUUCAGACCCCUUCAUGCCAGAGACAGGCAGCGCAGCCAUGUCAUCAUCUUUAUGGACAAAAGCGUUGCUUAGUUCUGACAUCAAGACACACAUCUAAGUUCAGAUAAUUUUAGAUUCUGUUAUGGAAUCUAUUCCCCUAUCUAGGGAUGCCCAAAUGUUAUUCUCUUUCCUUCUGUAAGCUCCAACUUCUGGGUUCCAUUUGUUUUAGAGACACCCACGUGUAGCUAUUCAGUUUCCACAUAUUUGAAUCUGGAGAUGGGUAUCUCCUGGAUAAAAGAGAAUUACUUGUCUGUAAUUCUUGCUCACUGAAGAUGGUCAGUUUUGGAUUAACAGUCCCCAACCCUGACUCCUCCCCCAAGUUUGGUGGUUCUGUAAUUUGUAUGCACACAUAAUUGGCUCCUUCUAAGAGUUACCACUUCUUCUUUCAAAGGAAACCUCAUUUGGGCUUUUAGGUUCUUUCCCAAUACAAUAAUAAACUGACAUUGGAUUGUAGGUGUUGGGAAUAGGACAGCAUAGCAAGUGUUUGAGACAUACCUUUUGGAUGCCUCAGAGGCUCAAAUCUUAAACUAUGGGAGUUCCUGACUGGUCUCAUGCAGGAAGCGUUGACUCAAAAAUGGGAAUCGAUAGAGAUGGCUGUACUUAAGAGACCAAGAAUUACAGGUAGGUAAUCUUCUCUCUCCUUUUCUUUAUAGGUUUGGAAGAGCAACAUUCUAAGAUACUGAAAAAUCUGGACUUUUAAUUGUAUACUUCCUAAAGAAAUAUAAGGCGUCGAAAAUUGUAGCCUCCUUGCAAUUUAUUUUAUGGUAUCUGUACCUCUUACUUUUUUCUGUAUUUUAUAUUCAAGAAACACCAUGAGCACAACUCAAAGAAAACGUCGUGGAGGAGCCAUCAAUUCUAGGCAAACUCGAAAACGAAACAGACUGGUAGCUUCAGCUACAGAAAUGGCUUCAGAAGCAGAGCCAAUAGAACUUGAAGAAAGUGCUGGUGAAGAAGUAGUAGAUCUCACAUGUGAAUCUUCUGAACCUGUAGUAGUUGAUCUAACUCACAAUGAUUCUGUUGUGGUAAGUAACUAUUGGUGCACUUAUCCAAAUACUCUAGUCAAAUUAG